CUCGACCAUCAUCCCCUGCAUGCCCAACAUGUCUUCCAUCCUCGUCACUGCCCCCAUCUCCGGCUCCGUCUGGUCUACCUGCUCCGUCCUUCCGGUCUCGUGGAUCGCUUUCCCUGGCGUCAAUCUCGGUACCGAUCAAGCCCCAACCAACCGCCUCUUGCUUGUGUCGUCGCAGGUGACUCCCGUCGUUGCUACCGAUGUCCAGUGGUCCUCGGAUGGCUGGGACUUUGUCAUUCCCUCGGUUCCCGCCGGCCAGUUCAAUGUCCAGCUCUGGAACAGCACUGGCUUCAUGGCCCAGAGCGACAUCUUCAGCAUCCAGGCCAAUCCCAGCGUCUCUCAGGGUGCUCCCUGCCCCGCUGCAACCCCGACUUUGACCAGCAGCAGCACCAGCUACACCAGCACCAGCGUCGGUACUCCUACCUACACGCCGACCCCCAGCGUCACCAGCAGCUCCAUCAGCUCCAGCAGCACCGAUUGCGAGUCCGAGGCUACCACGACCACCACGGUGACCUGCACUCCCGAGGGCCGCGGCCGCCAUCGCCAUCAUCGCUGCCCUGCCAGGACCCACACCCACGGACCCUGGUCGGCUUCCGCCACCAGCGAUAACCAGGGUGUCACUGCUCCCACGACCAGCGCUGCCACCACCACGAGCAGCAGCACUUCCCCUGUUCCCCCUAAACGUACCAGCGAGAUCUGCUUUGUCAUCGAUUUACACUGAAUGGCUUGAAUGAAUGAAAUGUAUCGGGUGUGUGGUGUUUUUGUGUCAAUAAAAAAUGUGUUCGAAAGGCA
This is a messenger RNA of Polychytrium aggregatum, 789 nucleotides long. RefSeq lists its product as uncharacterized. NCBI's taxonomy places the organism in Eukaryota, Fungi, Chytridiomycota, Chytridiomycetes, Polychytriales. The record is from RefSeq and is a predicted model, not a curated record. The transcript has a single exon. Bases 20 to 718 code for a protein of 232 amino acids.